UUGUGCCAAGUUUGGCAGUUACACGGUGAUGGACCUGACGACCAACACUGUUAUUGAUCUGCAGCUGGUUCAGAGCAAUGAAGUUGGAGGAAGUUACCACAUGGAGAAAGAGGGUCUGAAAAGGAGCCUUGCUCUCUUGGAGGCACGUGGUGUGAUUCUGGAGAGCAUUGUCACAGACCGCCACCCUCAAAUCCAGAAAUUCCUGAGGGAGGCCAACAUCACACAGUACUACGAUGUCUGGCACAUGGAAAAAGGACUGUCCAAGAAACUGGUCAAGAUUUCACAGAACAAAGAAUGUGAGAAACUGAAGAAGUGGCUUCGCAGCAUAAAAAACCACAUCUACUGGACAGCCGCUACGUCAACAUCAGGGCCAGAGAGAGUGGCAAAGUGGACCUCCAUCCUUAACCAUGUCCAAGACAUCCACUCCCAUGAAGACCCUGUUUUCCCCCAGUGUUUGCAUCCGCAACACACUUCAAGGGACAACAGCAAAUGGUUGACAGCAGGGACACCAGCCUUCUACAGAUUAGAGAAGGUGUUGAGUAGCAAGAGGGUUCUGAAAGAUGUGGGGAAGCUGAGCCCUCACUACCAGACCUCGUCGUUGGAGUCUUUCCACAGCGUCAUUCUGCGUUUUGCGCCAAAAAAUGUUGUCUUUCCUUUUCUUGGAAUGUUAUGCAGACUCUACCUGGCAGCCCUGCAUUUCAAUGAAAAUGCUGGGCGUCCCCAAGCAACAACUUCAGCUGGUGAGCCGCUAUUUACAGUGAACUUCCCAAAAUAUAAGAAGGGCGAGUGCACAGCAAAGCCGGUGAAAGCAGAUCCAACCUUCCACUACGUGGAUAACCUGUUGGACCUCAUCUUUCACAAGGUUUUUCAGGACCCGGCCCCAUAUCUGAAUGAGGUGCUGAAGAUCCCAAUACCCGAGGAUCUCUCUGCCAAGUAUGAGAAACCUGACAAGCGGGAAGUUAUAGCCAGCUAUGUGUCGAGGUUCAAUCAAGGGCAGCCUGCUAUGGAGGAAGAAGAGCCGCUGUCUGGCUGCCUUUCUGAUGGAGUCUGUGUGGUGGGUCCAGGUCAGGUCAUCAAUGAUGUGGGACUCCUAAGGAACCUGAAGCUGCUGACUACCCACCAGAGGUCAAGCUAA
This is a messenger RNA of Hippoglossus stenolepis (Pacific halibut), 1135 nucleotides long. RefSeq lists its product as uncharacterized. The record is from RefSeq and is a predicted model, not a curated record. Bases 29 to 1135 code for a protein of 368 amino acids. NCBI's taxonomy places the organism in Eukaryota, Metazoa, Chordata, Actinopteri, Pleuronectiformes, Pleuronectidae. The transcript is spliced from 7 exons.